UGUAAAUUUAUUAUGUUGUAUUCCACAAGAGACUGCACUUUGAUCGAGUUACGUGCAGUUUUAAUUACCUUUACAUCAUGAUACAUGACAUUUUGAAUGUAUAUAGUCGACUCCAUUUAAAUUUUGUUUAAAUAUAUUUCAAGUUAUUGGCUCAUCUAUUAACAUCGCAUUGUCGUAAUAUAUAUUGCGUAAGCGUUAUUUUCUCGUAUAAAACUAUUUGAAUAGCAUAUACACUUUUGAUUUUGUGUCGAUUCAAAAUACAUAAAUAUUAAAAUUUAUAUUUAUUAAUAUUUUUUUAAUAUCCACAAUUUUUGUUGCAAAACAACAUAAAUUUAUGCAUUAUCUAUUCAUAUUUUUGCUUGAGCGCUUACAUUUUUUAUCAUUCUUAACGUUACAUAGGGCGGGGAGAGAGGCUCAAGAGCGUGCACUUCCUCUCCGUAAUUUUUCCUAACUCUAUUUUUUCUAACCCAAUCAAUUUUAUGUUGCUAUUUGGAUAAUACGAAACAUUGGAAACGAACAGCGUGGAUCUUGUUUGGCGUGAAAAGUCGCAAACUCAUUCAAUACUUUUACCGUAAUAUUAAUAAACGCUUGUACUGUACCACAUUGCAAUUUUCCAUGCCAAACAAGAUCCACAUUGUUCACUUUCAAUGUUUUCGCAUUAUCAAAUAGCGACAUAAAAUUGGUUGGAUUAGACUUAGGAAAAAUUACGGAUGGGGGUGCAGAGGGAGGAGCGGAGCCCCUUAUUUAAAUAUAUUAUAUACUAUUUUUUACAGUUUAUCAUCUUAAUUGCCAUUAUAAUGUCAUCACCUUAAAACACGCCUCAACAUAAUUAAAUAUAAAAUGACAUAUUUUUUUACCUUUUCUUUCUUCUACCAAAUUUAUUUUUAUUAAUAAAUUAAGGUAUAAAUUUUAGAAUUCACAAUUCACAUUUCGUUAAUCACACGUUAACUUACAUCCGUCAUUCACACAUCAAUAUAAAUUUUAAACAAAAUUUUUACAGGCUCUAUUUUUAUUUUUUUUUCUCUAAUUUAUUUGAAAGAAGUAUGAAUGUUCUCAAAAAAUAAAAUAGACAAGAUUGUUUGAUGCGUUUAUCAAGUGUCGCGCUUGGAAAGGUUUGGUGAAUAUUAUUCAGCACUGUGUUACGGGGAAGUAAAAUUAGUUCGAUCUUCAAACAGAAAUGAUAAAACCACUUCAGAGAACGUGAGAGGGAAAGGGUUUGUAGUCACAAAUAAUUGCGCACUUACUCCCUGCAAACGCAAUUACGGUAAGCUAUUUUGCUGUGUCAGAAGGAAUCAAUAAGUAAGUUUCUGUAAUUCAGCGCAUGGAUAAACGUCCAUACGGAAUUGUUAAUAAACCGUAAUAUUAGUGUCUCGCAAAAUGACAGACAGGAAAGACAUUUGGAAAACUCGGUACUAUCUUAUCCUUAGAACUUAUAUGACUAUAUCGGGUAUAUGGCCGUACAGUAGACUUCGCAAAAGAUACAUACGCUUUAUACCGACGUUUAUAUUCUGCUUUAGUAUUCUGAUACCCCAGUUACUGUAUGUGGUAAUUGCCCCAAAUAUCAAUGAAAUUAUAGAAAGUGUAACAGCAGCGUUCAUCAGUAUAAUAUUCAGUGUUAAAGUGGCAAGUAUAAUGUUUGACAAAAAUGUAAAGUCUUGUUUUAAGAUAAUAGAAAAGGAUUGGCAAUCAUUAAAGACAGAUGUAGAAAGAUCUAUUCUGCAACAUCAUACUGAAUAUGGACAAUAUCUAACGACAUCUUAUGCAGUUUUCAUGCAUAUGACACAGGUUUUUUACUUGCUCAAACCAGUUAUCCUGACGCUCUUAGAAACUGAUGUCACAAAUUCUACAUCUGUAUCAAAGUUGCCGUUUCGAGUCGAGUACGGUGUGGACGUAGAUCGCUACUUUUACCCAAUAACAAUUCACUGUUAUCUAGCUGUAUUCGCUCACGUAUUUAGUACAGUCGCGGUUGAUUCUUUAUAUUGUACACCAAUCCAGCAUGCCUGUGGAAUGUUCUCCAUCAUUGGACACGUGCUAGAGGAAAUUGGUAAAAAUAACGAUGCUAAUUUUUCUAUAAAUCUAAACAAGAUAGAAGACGAUAAUUACAAGAAGGCAUUCGAUUGCUUACGUAGACACUUGCAAGUAAUAGAAUUUGCGGAUUUAAUCGAAUCUACGUUUACCAAAAUGCUUUUUCUCAGCGUUAAUCUGAAUGUGAUUGGUGGUAGUAUGACCGGUAUAGCGAUGGUAAUGAAUUUAGGCAAAGGUUUUCAUGAAAUAGCUGCACCUAUGGCUAUUUAUAUCGCGCAACUUGUUCAUAUCUUUCUACAAUUCUGGCAAGCACAAUUUCUAUUAGAUUACAGUACUGUUCCAUGUGAAGCCAUUUACAGAGCAAAUUGGUAUUAUACUUCGAAGAGAUGUCAAAAGCUUUUUCUUUUAAUUAUGACUAGAACUAUAUCACCAUGCAAAAUAACUGCCGGCAAAAUCGUAGUUUUAUCAAUCGAAGGCUUCGGUACAGUUCUUAAAACGAUGAUGUCUUAUUUUACGGUGUUACGUUCCUUCCAGUGAUAAUGCAUCACAUUGAAGUAACUAUACAUAAUUAAUAAUACAUCGUUAUAUAAUAAAAUUAUGUAUGAAGUUUUUCUUCGUAUUUAUUGUUAUAAGUAUUGUAAUAUAGUGCUGAAUUAAAUGAAAAAAAUUAUGUUUCUAUAAAUUUGAAAAUUUACAUUUCAUAUACAUUUUAAAUCACAUUCUCCAUUCAUACCAUUUAUAAGCAAUAUCUCAAUUUUUAAACGUAAAACAAAAAUUAUGCUAUAUGACUUUACAAUUCUCAUGCUCCUCUAUGUUUUAUUUUUACUUACUUUUUGUAAAUGUUCUAGAGAAACUUACAAGUUUUGAAAAACAAAAUACAAUAACAUCCAACACGUUUCUUAAAUUUUGCUUUUAAAAUAUUAUUCAAUGGACAAUAUACAUUUAAAUAACUUUUAAAAGUUACAGAAAUCACAAUCAAUUUGGCGAAUCGUUGUAUCUCACGAAAUCAAUUAUAAUAAUCCAAUGUAUCUUAAUACGACAGACCGAGUGAAUAGUAGCCGAAAAUACCACUUCGUCAGAUAGAAAAAUGAGAAAAAGAACGCAUCAAGUUGCAAUCUUGCAAUGAUUCUGUGCCAACCCAUACAGUAUUGAAAGAUUGCAUCCAGAUUGUUAACAAUCACCACUGCAAUGGUGCAAUGUUGCAAUUACAAUUGUAAGAAGUUGAUGCAUUGUUGCUAUUCGAUUGCAGUAACAAUGAAAUGUGUCCACUUUUUGGAAGAUUGCAUCGACAUAUUAUAGCAAUGUGAAAUGUAAUAAAUUUGUAAUAAUACGAUGUUGCUGUAUUCAUAAAAUAAUGUUGCAUAUAAAAAUAUUUUUGUUUUAUAAAAAUAAAUAUAUAUUACACUAUAUUUUUUUAGUUAAAUUUUUUUAUUUCCAAUUAUUUUGUGCAUUGACUAUUGCAAAUACAAUCCAUACGAAAAUCAAUUAUCAUUAAAAACAAAGUGCAAUUUUACGCGAGCGUACUUGCCCAUUCUAUAAUGGCGGCGUUUGAAGAUACAAUUUCGUCAUCGUAAUUUAAAAAUUAACUAACAAACAAUUAAUGUUACAAUGAUAGCAACACGAUAAUUACAAGGUGUUUACUCUAAUUUUAUUUAAUUUAUUAUAAAAAUUUCAUAAAAUUUUUUCCGGAUUUUCUAAAAAUUUUACGAAUUUUGUGUUGCCUACUGUUUUAUAAAUU
This is a messenger RNA of Monomorium pharaonis (pharaoh ant), 3763 nucleotides long. RefSeq names its product odorant receptor 13a. Gene Ontology annotation, molecular function: olfactory receptor activity; odorant binding. Gene Ontology annotation, biological process: sensory perception of smell; detection of chemical stimulus involved in sensory perception of smell. Lineage: Eukaryota; Metazoa; Arthropoda; Insecta; Hymenoptera; Formicidae. Gene Ontology annotation, cellular component: plasma membrane. The transcript is spliced from 9 exons. The coding region runs from base 1378 to 2562 and encodes 394 amino acids. The record is from RefSeq and is a predicted model, not a curated record.